Messenger RNA from Lingula anatina, 2245 nucleotides. Its product is annotated as choline/ethanolamine transporter flvcr2a. Gene Ontology annotation, cellular component: membrane. The record is from RefSeq and is a predicted model, not a curated record. Gene Ontology annotation, biological process: transmembrane transport; heme export. Lineage: Eukaryota; Metazoa; Brachiopoda; Lingulata; Lingulida; Lingulidae. Gene Ontology annotation, molecular function: heme transmembrane transporter activity; heme binding.
UAUGGUGAUGACCCGUCUUUUAAGGUACCAGUAUGCCUACUUUACUAGGGCACGUAGAAUAUAGUAUACGGUUGCUAUACAGGGCAUAGACCCCAACAAGUGCGUCUACUUAUUUUAGACUGGCGCUUAAAAUGAAAGGCUCAGAGGAAGCACUGGAUAGGAAUAAAGUAACGAAGAGCUAUGAGACGUUCAAUGACACCACAACUCAACUAUUCAAAAUACGGUGGCUGAUGCUGCUAUUGUUUUGCCUCUUCUCUAUGAGCAAUAACUUCCAGUGGAUCCACCUGAACAUCAUUGGGAACAUUAUAUUACGCUACUACAAUGAGAGUCUUCCAGGGGACGAGUUUCAGCAGCAGCUGGCAGUGGACUGGCUGUCUAUGAUCUACAUGCUGGCCUACAUCCCCCUGAUCUUCCCUGCAACAUGGCUGCUGGACAGGAAGGGACUGAGGGUCACCUGUGUUGUGGGCACAUUCCUGAACUGCACAGGUGCUUGGCUGAAAUGUGCCAGUGUGGAACCUUCCAGAUUUGGAUUCCUUAUGUUUGCUCAAGCCAUCUGCUCUGUGGCACAGAUCUUCGUCCUGGGGAUCCCUCCUCGACUGGCCGCCGUGUGGUUUGGGCCAAAUGAGGUCUCCACGGCAACUGCCCUGGGAGUUUUUGGAAAUCAGGUGGGUGGUGCCCUAGGUUUCUUGCUGCCCCCUGUGAUAGUGAAGAACCACGACGACCUGGAUCUGGUAGGACAGGAUCUCAGUGUUAUGCUGUACUCUUCAGCGGGGGUAACAUCGGCAAUAUUCAUAUCGGUACUGAUAGUAUUUAGGAAAGAACCGCAUGUGCCUCCUAGUGUAGCCCAAGCUGUUAUUGUGAGGCAGGCAGCAGAGGAAAAAUACACUGAGUCUCUACUGCGUUUGGUGAAGAACAAAGGUUUCAUGUUACUAAUGGUCACCUAUGGUAUGAAUGCAGGCACCUAUUAUGCAAUUAGCACGUUACUCAAUCCAUUGGUACUUCGAUAUUGUGAGAACUGUGAAGAAGAUGCCGGCCGCAUUGGUCUUACAUUGGUUCUGGUGGGAAUACUGGGCGCCAUCAUAGCUGGACUGUGGUUGGAUAAAACAAAGAAGUUCAAACUGACUACGGUGGCGAUCUACUUCAUGUCAAUGGCGGGCAUGGUCCUGUUCACCUUCACCUUGGACCAGGGUUUACUCUGGCUUCUCUACCUCUGCGGAGGAAUACUUGGUUUCUUCAUGACGGGUUACCUUCCAGUGGGUUUUGAGUUUGCAGCAGAGCUCACGUACCCGGAGUCGGAGGGAACAUCAUCGGGACUCCUGAACGCCACGGCUCAGCUUUUUGGCAUCGUGUUUACGACGUUGAUGGGCACCUUGCUGAGCAGAUAUGGCCCGCUUGCUGCUAACUCUCUGGCAUCAGGUGCCUUACUUCUGGGAGUUAUUGCCACAGCACUUAUCCGGGAAGAUCUUCGGCGACAGGAGGCGGAGAAACAGAAGAAAUUGCCGGACGACAUUCAGGUUCGCCAUCCAAAGUCCUCGGCAACAGAGUUAGUUGACACUUCAAGACCGUGAAAUAGCGCCAGCACAACCGUGUGUACAAAACCUGAAUUUUCCUGACUUUCUCUAUGCUCGAAGUUAAUUGACAUGUGAAUUGAAGUCGAAAGCAGAAGUAUCAGGAUAUGUUUUAUUUAAACCAUUCCAUAAGCACAAAGAAAAACACACAUGUUACUUCAAUUUAAUAUUCAAUAUAAUAUUAAAAUAUUCAAUAUAAUAUAAGUGACUGUGUUAAUUGGCUGUAUCCGUUCCUCCCAUUUAGUGAGAUUAAUUUUACUGUAGAUCUGUGAUCACAAUAAAAAUCAGAUAGAAAUGGUUUAUUAUUUAUUUAUACGUGUAACUUUUCGAAUACACCAGAAAUGCACCAGAAUAUUUACUGAUUCAUGUUUAAUAUUUUUCAAGUUUUAUUCCUCUGAGACGGUUAAUCUAUCUAUAUUUUAUUCAUAAUUCAAAGAUAAAUUGUAGUCUUAGCAAAAUACCACAAAAGCAAAGCCCUGAUCUUAAAAAACAAGUAUAGAAUAUGCAAGUGCAGCGCAUUCUGAGCAUGUGGUUGCCCACACGCCAUGUAUGUUUUUACCCAAUAAAUUCCACAAGUGCGCUAAAGAAUGUGUGUAAACCGUAAAAGAGUCUAAGACCCCAUUCCCAUAGAUUUUAGAUCGAUCUAUCCCUGUGGGGAGUCUCACUAGAUAACUGUC